UGAGACAACUCAGAUAAGUGCAACCAGCGAUUUGGCAAGCUAUAAAAAGAGCCCACAAUUGUCUGGAUGGCCAUGUCUUCAUCAUAGACACAAUACACUAUAAACCCAUGUCAUUCUUUCCCUAUAAAUUCUAUAUCACGGAUUUCUUUUAUUCACGGUUCUGAAUUUAAUCACAUACUUUCAUAAUCAAGACCUAAAAACCGAGAUGGGAUUUCGUUUCCAGGCCUUAAUCUCUUGCUUUCUUCAGGUUCUGCUCUUGUUGUUGUCUCUGGAGCAAGCAAGAGCUGGACAGUUCUACAAUGUGACCAGGUUAACAAGAGGUAGGAAGCAAGCGAGUGAUUGCAAUUUGUUCAAAGGCAAAUGGGUUAUUGAUCCUUCAUAUCCUCUCUAUGAUUCAAGCUGUCCAUACAUAGACCCUGAGUUUAAUUGCCAAAAGUAUGGUAGACCUGAUAAGCAGUACCUUAAGUAUGCUUGGAAACCUGAUUCCUGUGACUUGCCCAGGUUUGAUGGGAUGGGAUUUCUGAGGAGGUGGAGAGGAAAGAAGAUAAUGUUUGUGGGUGACUCACUGAGUCUGAACAUGUUUGAAUCAUUGUCAUGUAUGAUUUACGCGUCAGUGCCCAGUGCCAAAUACAACUCUGUGAUGAGUAAAGAGUCCGUGACCUUUCCGGAGUAUGGGGUUAGUUUGCUUCUACAUAGAACGCCAUACCUUGUGGAUAUAGUGAAAGAAGACGUGGGCCGCGUGCUAAACCUAGACUCAAUCCAGGGUGGAAAUUCAUGGAAAGGGAUGGACAUGCUGAUCUUCAACUCGUGGCAUUGGUGGACCCACACAGGAGACUCUCAGCCGUGGGAUUAUAUCCGAGAUGGGAGUAAUUUGUACAAAGAUAUGGACCGUCUAACAGCAUUUAAUAAGGGGCUCAACACAUGGGCUAGCUGGGUUGAUCAAAAUGUUGAUCCUACUCAAACCAAGGUCUUCUUUCAGGGGAUUUCUCCCACCCAUUAUCAGGGCCAGGAGUGGAAUCAACCCAAAAAUACUUGUUCUGGAGAAGUUGAACCUCUAUCCGGGUCAACCUAUCCAGCAGGUCCACCGCCAGCUACUGCUGUGGUGAACAAUGUGUUAAGUAAGAUUAAGAAACCUGUUUAUUUGCUUGACAUAACAACUCUCUCACAAUUGAGAAAAGAUGCGCACCCCUCAGCUUAUAGCGGUGAGCAUCCAGGCAAUGACUGUAGCCACUGGUGCCUUCCUGGAUUGCCUGAUACCUGGAACCAGCUCCUAUACACAGCUCUCAGCCUUCAAACACUUCAAAGAGGGAACAGAGGAAACAAGAAACUAGUAGCCAACAUAUACUGCAGCAUUCACUAUGUAACAGUCAUCAUUCUUGUCGCCCAUUUCUUCCACAUGAACACCACUUGAGCAUAUAAGUCCACCAUCCACAACUUCAAAUUUCACAAUUUUCCCACUGGAAUUACAUGAGAAAAUAAGAUAGGAAGUCGAAAGAGAAUAAA
Messenger RNA from Quercus lobata, 1503 nucleotides. Its product is annotated as protein trichome birefringence-like 38. The transcript is spliced from 6 exons. NCBI's taxonomy places the organism in Eukaryota, Viridiplantae, Streptophyta, Magnoliopsida, Fagales, Fagaceae. Gene Ontology annotation, cellular component: Golgi apparatus. The coding region runs from base 206 to 1411 and encodes 401 amino acids. The record is from RefSeq and is a predicted model, not a curated record. Gene Ontology annotation, molecular function: O-acetyltransferase activity.